AUGCUCAUCCUCCGGGGACGCACGCGACAGUUCAUGAACGAGGGCGCGAUCAUGGACGCGAUCGAGCGCACCGGCUUCGAGGUGGUGCACAUGGAUGAGGCGGCGUCCUGGGCGGACGUGGGCGCGGUGGCGCACAAGGUGGACGCGUGCGAUGUGCUCCUGGGCACGCACGGCGCCGGGCUGACCAACAUGGCGUUCCUGCGCAAGGGCGCCGUGGUGGUGUAG
This is a messenger RNA of Miscanthus lutarioriparius, 225 nucleotides long. The record is from the annotation of a GenBank genome assembly. Lineage: Eukaryota; Viridiplantae; Streptophyta; Magnoliopsida; Poales; Poaceae.